This is a messenger RNA of Aphanomyces astaci, 2582 nucleotides long. RefSeq lists its product as hypothetical. NCBI's taxonomy places the organism in Eukaryota, Oomycota, Saprolegniomycetes, Saprolegniales, Verrucalvaceae. The transcript is spliced from 10 exons. Bases 8 to 1717 code for a protein of 569 amino acids. The record is from RefSeq and is a predicted model, not a curated record.
UCUUGACAUGGAUGUCAGGUAUGGACGGCAUCAUGUGCCGCCGUCUUCUGUCGUAGCCCCUGUCAAGGGUAGCAAGAAAGGUGUCGGAGUAACUGCAGUUGAUAUCGGACAAAUCUCUAAGCUCCCCGUCGUACCAAACGCCCGAAGUCGCCCCCCCCAACAGUCCGCAGGCGUGACCGACGCAGCCCUCACGACAGUGUUCAAAUCAGACGUGAUGCUGCUGCAGUUGAAAUGCGAGAAACUCGAACGCCUCUGGGGUACCAGAGAUAGCCAGUCGCCGCCCACAUGUGACCACGACAUCCGAGCCAUCGUAGCUCAAACGUCGAAUGUUGAAGCGAUAUUAGCCAGAGAAAAGUACGCGUCCAUGGCCGAAGCCGUGUGCAAGUUGUCGUUGAAGAUUGAACUCAAUGACCUCGUGGGCCGAAAGAUGCAAGCGGUUGAAACUCUCGUGUUGCAAAACACUGCAAUGGCACCAACGCCAGAACAAUGGACAUUGCCGUCCACAGUGACACUCUCCCGUCUACCGACCUUCCUCGCACUCAUCGACAGAUUAGUCCAAUUGCAUAGUACCGUCGCAAGACUCGCCGUCGCCCCACCACAAAGUGCAAAGUCGUACGAACCACACAACAACGCCCCACCAGAAGUAGUAGUGUCAAUCGAGCCACAUGGAAAAGAAGAAGCGUUGAGGGCGCACAUCCAGCAACUGCAAUGUGAACUCGCGCACACCGCCACCGACUUGCUAACCAAACAUCGCGUGGCGGAGAACCGGUGGCACCGCGAACUAGAAGUUCUCAAGCACGAAUGUGCAGCUCUAAACAACACGAUCAUGGGGUUGCAUGAGGAAGUGGACGUCACCAAACGCGCGCUGCGCCACACGACGCAAGAGCUAGAAACAGCCUCUUUAAAGCUCGAGCUGCUGCAGCAAGAAUGUCAGCGGCAUGACACUACGAUGAAAACCCUUGUCGGCGAAAACGAGGAGAUGGUGAACCAACUUCGCGACCGACACGCCACGGCGACGGCGCACUGGACCGCCGAACUCGAUGGAAUCCAUCGGCGGUUCCAAACACAACUGGAGGAGGUCCAUGCUCAGCAACGAGCCCAGCAACAACAAAGCGAUGAAAGCCACGCUACGCAACUGCAAAGUGCCUUGGACAAAGUUGCAACGCUCGAAGACUCCACGUACGAACUCAAAGGGCUGGUAACCACCUUGACAGAAGAAGACGACGCCCUUGUCCAGCGCAUUGAACAUUGGCUGGCUAGUGUCGAAGGGCCGACUGUCUCCCCCGAGUUGGCACUGGAUGUUGAUGGCAUAUCAGCGCUCAAGGUGGCGAAGCCUUUGGCCCGUGCAUUCCAAGUCUUGGCUGCCGUCGUGCCGAGUGUGGCGGCAUCUGACGCUAGACAGUCCACCACGAGGCAAUUCGAACGGGAAUUGCUUGUCGCUCUAGGCGAAGUUGCACAGGCCAAUGAAACCAUCUCAUCUUUAGAAGCGCUGGCGCAGACUCGAUGGGAAGUGAUCGAGCAACUUCGUGCGCAACUGGACGAGUGGACGGUGCAACGAGGGAUGAAGGAGAUGGCACUGCAACAAAGCAUCACGAGCUUGAAUCAAGAAAUCGCGUGUCAAUUGGACUGUAUCGACCAGUUGCAAAAGGACAAGCGCGCAUUGGUCCAAUCGCAGUGCAACGAUAGCGAGGUGGAUGGUUUCACUGAAGAAGGAUAAGGAUGAUGGAAGAUGAGAUAUUAUGUUGGCAGGUUCAAGCCAUCGACUCGUAUGAACAGGUGGUCAAGCAGGAGAUUCACGUGAUGAAGCGGGCGUUUGAGCUCAAAGCACGGCUCGCGAUGGAGCAGAUGGACACCCAGGACAGAGCCCAUUUCAAACAAGUGCAAGAGUUGCUGCGGAAACACAAGGAUGAGCGCAUGGCCGACCAGCUCCAGGCCAAGAAACUUGCUCAUGAAUGUCGUACCUUGCAGGAAAAGUGCAAACUGCUCGAGGCAAUGUGACGGGACAGCAGGAGAGCGUGCUUACAGUUCGCUAUACUGCAUGAAACUUGGCCACUUCAGUAACCCCGUCGGAAUCCAGCAAGGCUAAUACAUGAUGGAAUGAACAAUCUACGAGUAGAAGGUGGAUGGAUAUACAUCGGUAGCUACAAUAAUUGAAUUCUUCGUAUUCCGUAGCCUAAAGGUUGGCAUUGCUUUGAAGGCUUUGAAGGUUUACACCGCGAUCACGUUGGGUACAUGUAUGAGUGCUAAAUACUACAGGAUCUUCGGCAGCGCUAAUAACUCUUGGUCAAUGGCAUCGAUCUUGUUGACUUUGGUGGCUAUUUGGGCGUCCGUGCGAUCAAGGUCGCGAAGGAGGCAGGCGCGCCGUGCGGUCAGCCGCGCCAGCACUUCCGCCGUCUGUCGCUCAUGCGCGCUUCGGAUGAGGUUUCUGGCGUUGUGAAUAGCUUGGCCUUGUUGAUCUCGUACUGUGAGAGUGGACACGCCUUCUUCAAACGUCCUCGACGCCACCUCGCAGCGGAAGUUGCUCGACCGCGGCGUGACGAUGCAGUUCAGGACGCUCGACAUGUUUUGCAAGUUGGAAUGCG